AUGGGUUUCCGGCUCCCCAGAAUUUCGAACACCAAGAGAAGUCUUACUCGAUCUUCAUCUAAUGGAAACCAGACAGCUUCAAAGACUUUAGAUAUCCCAAAAGGCUAUUUUGCAGUCUAUGUCGGAGAGAGCCAGAAGAAGCGAUAUGUGAUUCCAAUAUCAUACUUGAACCAGCCUUCAUUCAUGGAUUUGCUGAGUCAAGCCGAAGAAGAAUAUGGAUACGAUCAUCCCAUGGGCGGUAUCACAAUCCCCUGCAGUGAAGACACCUUCCUUGAGCUCACUUCCAGCUUAAAUGAAAAUCAGUGGUACGAAGUCAUUGGCCUUGACCGGAUUCAGAGUAAAGUGAAUUGUAACCUGUAUAUAGAAACCAUGGGUUUCCGAUUGCCUCGAAUUGCUAACACAAAGACAUCAGACAUCCCAAAAGGUUACUUUGCAGUCUAUGUUGGCAAGAGCCAGAAGAAACGAUUUGUGGUUCCAAUAUCAUAUUUGAACCAGCCUUUGUUUCAGCAUUUGCUAAGUCAAGCUGAAGAAGAAUUUGGAUACCAUCAUCCAAUGGGUGGUAUCACAAUUCCUUGCAGUGAAGACACCUUCACUGAUCUCACUUCCCGCUUAAGUGUGUGAGUAACACUAAUGAAGCGAUCCUGGAUCCAGAACAUCAUUUUGAAACUCGCUGCUUGGUCAAGAUGAAGAAGAGUCUUCAGUUGAUAACUUGAUCAUCCACUGAAUCAGAUCACUCUUGAGUGGAGUAACCAGCCGGCUGUAUUCUUGAAGCUGCUUGUGAGCUGAUGAAACAGUCCAAAUUGAAGAAGAAUCAAAUCACAUCUUACGAAGCAGGCAAAUAUGAACUUCGUAUAUACUCUAAGCAAUUAGUCUGAAGUUCAUGAGACUCCAAAUUUUGAACUCAAUGACAGAUGAGUUCUGUCUUUU
Molecule: messenger RNA, 927 nt
Organism: Fragaria vesca subsp. vesca
Lineage: Eukaryota; Viridiplantae; Streptophyta; Magnoliopsida; Rosales; Rosaceae
Exons: 3
Coding region: 1-621 (206 amino acids)
Source: RefSeq, a predicted model, not a curated record